Cynocephalus volans (Philippine flying lemur) is the source of this 1837-nucleotide messenger RNA. RefSeq names its product 14-3-3 protein zeta/delta-like. The record is from RefSeq and is a predicted model, not a curated record. Gene Ontology annotation, biological process: intracellular protein localization; signal transduction. Gene Ontology annotation, cellular component: cytoplasm. Lineage: Eukaryota; Metazoa; Chordata; Mammalia; Dermoptera; Cynocephalidae. The transcript has a single exon. Bases 104 to 841 code for a protein of 245 amino acids.
GAGAUCCAGGGACAGAGUCUCAGCCUCGCCGCUGCCGCCGCCCAGAGACUGCUGAGCCCCCGUCCGACCGCCGCCACCCACUCCGGACACAGAACACCCAAUCAUGGAUAAAAAUGAGCUGGUGCAGAAGGCCAAACUGGCUGAGCAGGCUGAGCGAUAUGAUGAUAUGGCAGCCUGCAUGAAGUCUGUAACUGAGCAAGGAGCUGAAUUAUCCAAUGAGGAGAGGAAUCUUCUCUCAGUUGCUUAUAAAAAUGUCGUAGGAGCCCGUAGGUCAUCUUGGAGGGUCGUCUCAAGUAUUGAGCAAAAGACGGAAGGUGCUGAGAAAAAACAGCAAAUGGCUCAAGAAUACAGAGAGAAAAUUGAGACAGAGCUAAGAGAUAUCUGCAAUGAUGUACUGUCUCUUUUGGAAAAGUUCUUGAUCCCCAACGCUUCACAAGCAGAGAGCAAAGUCUUCUAUUUGAAAAUGAAAGGAGACUAUUACCGUUACUUGGCUGAGGUUGCUGCUGGUGAUGACAAAAAAGGGAUUGUGGAUCAGUCACAACAAGCAUACCAAGAAGCUUUUGAAAUCAGCAAAAAGGAAAUGCAGCCAACGCAUCCUAUCAGAUUGGGUCUGGCUCUUAACUUCUCUGUGUUCUAUUAUGAGAUUCUGAACUCCCCAGAGAAGGCCUGCUCGCUUGCAAAGACAGCUUUUGAUGAAGCCAUUGCUGAACUUGAUACGUUAAGUGAAGAGUCAUACAAAGACAGCACGCUAAUAAUGCAAUUACUGAGAGACAACUUAACAUUAUGGACCUCGGAUACCCAAGGGGAUGAAGCUGAAGCAGGAGAAGGAGGGGAAAAUUAACCGGCCUUCCAACUUUUGUCUGCCUCAUUCUAAAAUUUACACAGUAGACCAUUUGUCAUCCAUGCUGUCCCACAAAUAGUUUUUUGUUUACGAUUUAUGACAGGUUUAUGUUACUUCUAUUUGAAUUUCUAUAUUUCCCAUGUGGUUUUUAUGUUUAAUAUUAGGGGAGUAGAGCCAGUUAACAUUUAGAGAGUUCUCUGUUUUCAUCUUGAGGUGGCCAAUAUGGGGAUGUGGAAUUUUUAUACAAGUUAAAAAUGUUUGGCAUAGUACUUUUGGUACAUUGUGGCUUCACAAGGGCCAGUGUUAAAACUGCUUCCAUGUUCUAAGCAAAGAAAACUGCCUACAUAUUGGCUUGUCUGGUGGGGAAUAAAAGGGAUAAUUGGUUCCAGUCACAGGUGUGAUUAUCGUGGGUACUUUAAGGUCCGGAGCACUUAGAAGGCUGUGGUAGAAACCGAUAUCCCUUGGAUGCUACAUGUCGAGCCAUGUGUAUCUGCAGAAUACUCAAUCUCAGUGUGCACACCUUUGACUACAGCUGCAGAAGUGUUCCUUUAGACAAAGUUGUGACCCAGCUUACUCUGGAUAAGGGCAGAAACGGUUCACAUUCCAUUAUUUGUAAAGUUACCUGCUGUUUGCUUUCAUUAUUUUUGCUACACUCAUUUUAUUUGUAUUUAAAUGUUUUAGGCAACCUAAGAACAAAUGUAAAAGUAAAGAUGCAGUAAAAAUGAAUUGCUUGAUAUUCAUUACUUCAUGUUUAUCAAGCACAGCAGUAAAACAAAAAAACCCAUGUAUUUAACUUUUUUUAGUUUUUUUUGCUUUUGUGAUUUUUUUUUUUUUAUACUUGCCUAACAUGCAUGUGCUGUAAAAAUAGUUAACAGGGAAAUAACUUGAGAUGAUGGCUAGCUUUGUUUAAUGUCUUAUGAAAUUUUCAUGAACAAUCUAAGCAUAAUUGUUAAGAACACGUGUAUUAAGUUCAUGUAAGUGGAAUAAAAGUUUUAU